GCGUACGCUCGCAGCGAGCUGUCCGCCGUCGAGGAGCGCCUCAACCGGCAGGUGCAGCGGAUCCAGGACCAGCAGGAGAGCCUCUUGGACAGCGCACUGCGGCCGCUGCGAGCCCAGGUCGAGGCGCUGCACACCCGCGUGUCCGAGCUGGGCGGCAGCGUCAAGGGCGUGGAGGACGGCCUGGACGCCCACGUGCGCCGUGCCGAGGCAGCGGACGCGCAGCUCCGGGGCUGGCGGCGGUCGCUGGAGGAGGGCCUGCGGUCCAGGCCCGCCGAGGCGCCCGCGGCCGCCCCCCCGAGGGGCGCGGUGACGCGGCAGGACCUGGGCGAUGUCGCGGACGUCCUCCGGCGCGAGCUGAGGAAGAUGGUGGGGGACCUCGCCGCGGACGACGGCUGCAUCGUGGCCAUCGCGCGCAGGGAGGCCGUCGGCGCCCUGGAGCCGCUGCGGCGGGACUUCGCCGCGGAGCUGGAGCAGCUGGAGCAGGAGCUGCGCCGGGGCUCCCGGGGAGACGCCUCGGCCGCGCAGCUGGCGCUGACCACGGCGCAGCAGGAGGACCUCGCGCGCGCCGCGGAGGGUCUGCGCCACGAGCUGCGCGAGGUGGUGGAGCGGACGAUGGCCUCGCGCGAGCGGGCGGCCUUUCCGGCGGACGAGGCCGCGCGCCUGGGGCACUGCGUCGAGGGCCUGGCCCGCAGGCUGGACGGCCUCGGCGAGGAGGUGUCCCGCAUCUCCGCCUCCGUGGCCUCGGCGGGCGCGCAGGCCGCCGCGGCGGCGCCGGCCGGCGGCGGCGGCCUGCCGCAGGCCACCGCCCUGGCGGGGGAGCUCGCGCAGCUCGUGCGCGGCGCCCGGGAGGCCGCCUGCCCGGGCGGCGGCGACUCGCGGCGCAGCUCGGCGCGCUCGUCCGCGGCGGCGCCGGCGGGGGAGGCGGCGGCGAUGGGGCUCGCCGAUAAGGUGGCCGGCCAGGUGGACGUGGCGGCCUCCGCCGCAGACGCCGCCGCCGCGGCCGUGCGGGACGCCCACGCGGCGGUCACGCGCUGCCAGGCGCGGCUGGACGAGGUGGCGGGCGAGGCGGGCGGCCUGCGCGCCGAGCUCGCGCAGCUGGGGGGCCGCACGGCGGGGUGCGAGCGCGGGCUGCUGGACCUGCAGCGGGCCCUGACCGCGGGCCUGCUCUCGGCCUCGCAGGCCGCGCUCCGCCGCGCGUGGCGGCCGCCGCCCCAUGGCGCCGCGCCCGGCCGCGGCCCGUGCCCUCCCGCCAGGAGCCCCUGGGGAUGCGCGGAGCCCGGCGGAGACCCCGCCCGCCCCCCGCCGGGGCCCGCUCUCUGCGAGCGGUCCGCGGCGGCGCCCGCUGUGGGCUCUCCGCCGCGCAGUGAGGUCCGCUGAGGCGGUGGCCCGGCCGCGCCCAGGCCGCGCCCCGGCCGUCGGCACUCGGCGCCCCUCUUACCUCAGGAGGGGGAAAACACGCAGACAUAAUUAAUCG
This is a messenger RNA of Prorocentrum cordatum, 1474 nucleotides long. Lineage: Eukaryota; Dinophyceae; Prorocentrales; Prorocentraceae. The record is from the annotation of a GenBank genome assembly.